Messenger RNA from Symbiodinium pilosum, 912 nucleotides. NCBI's taxonomy places the organism in Eukaryota, Dinophyceae, Suessiales, Symbiodiniaceae. The record is from the annotation of a GenBank genome assembly.
AUGAUCAUUCGCAGCUCAUUGGGCUUCGUUUGCCUCGUUGGUGUAGCUUUUGGCCAUUCUGGCCACUCGCAUGUGGUCCACAAGCAGGCCAUGGCGGUGGAUGCCGAGGGAGAUUUGACUUCUGGGCCUAGGCUGAUGCGAGCUGAAGACCUCGCAUCCAGCCUAGAGAUCCAAGAGCAAGGUCAGGCACAGCACACGCAGCAGGCAGAGACGCUCGAGGAGGCGCUUCCCAUCUCAGCCUCAGACAUUGCGUACAGAGCAUGGGCCUCAAAAUUUGAACCAGUCACAGUCAGCAGCCAUGCACGUCGCUAUGCUCACGAUGCUCACAAGGCCAUGGACCUGCUCAUGGGCACCACCGGCAUGGCUGAAGAGGAUUUGGUUUGUGAUACGCCUUUGACUACCCUUUCGCCAGCUCCCAAGCAUGCCAUGGAGAACAGCUCACCUCUGCAACUGGGUGUGGAUGCAAGUGCAAGCGAUGCAGACAUCCGGAAGGCCUACAAGAAGAAGGCGUUGCUGCUACACCCCGACAAGGGUGGAGGGAAUGAUGCCGAGGAGGCCUUCAAACGCCUUUCUGAAGCACAUGCCAUCCUGAGUGAAGCCGAUUCAAGGUGGAGAUACGACCUGGGCGCCAACGCUCAGAACGCCAACCACCACGGGCUCACCGGAGAGGAGCGCAGGCGGUGGAACAAAGAGAGGGCAGCUGCUCAUGCAGCUUUGAAUGCCGAGACUCGCAAGAUAACCAACCAGGGCAACGUACCCGGAUCCCACAAGACGAAGUCCAAGGAGAAGUUCGCACAGCAUCGGCAGGACGUGAAGGAAUUCCUGCUGAAGAAGGUUUCCCCAAUUGUCCAUUUGGCGUGGAGAAGCCGGGGGGCCUCAGGGAGAGCGUGUGACAGCGCCGACGGGAUGUAG